This is a messenger RNA of Penicillium verrucosum, 1908 nucleotides long. Its product is annotated as putative CorA family metal ion transporter. The record is from RefSeq and is a predicted model, not a curated record. Lineage: Eukaryota; Fungi; Ascomycota; Eurotiomycetes; Eurotiales; Aspergillaceae. Bases 1 to 1908 code for a protein of 635 amino acids. Gene Ontology annotation, biological process: metal ion transport; transmembrane transport. Gene Ontology annotation, molecular function: magnesium ion binding; cobalt ion transmembrane transporter activity; magnesium ion transmembrane transporter activity. Gene Ontology annotation, cellular component: membrane. The transcript is spliced from 5 exons.
AUGAGCGUACACUCGCUUGAUUAUGCACAGCAGAGUGCCCCACGGCCUGAUAUUGAUAUUGAGAUCGGUCGCCCGUCAAUCAGCUCCCAAGUCUCUCCAACAGGAAGAGAGAGAGAGGAAACUUCGUCUCCUGCCUUCACCACAGCAGCAGCCCGAGUGAAUUCCACCGAGACGACAAAACGCCGAGCUAGACGCAACACUGCCCGCUCAUACCACCCCGAAGGAUUCGCACAAGAUCCCAAUUGGCAGCCAGGAACCGAACCUGGCAUUGACCCAACCAAGCCGCUACCACCGUACACGUCAGAAUGGGCAUCCAACAUACCCGCGGAUCUACACCGACGCUGUCAGAUUACGGUGGUGGAUUUCUCACAACAUGACAUGCGACAGUACGAGCUGGACAAUGAUACACUAGAGCAAUUUCUGGAACGGGAGAGAGAGCCCUGGGUACAAUGCCGGUGGAUCAAUGUCAAUGGGUUGAGCUGGGAUGUAAUCAAGAUUCUUGGAAAUCAUAAGAGAUUACAUCGGCUUGCAAUUGAGGAUGUUGUUCAUACCACUAACCGCACGAAAGCGGAUUGGUAUUCGGACCAUGCCUUCGUCGUACUGACAUUGCAAAAGUUGAUGAAGAUACAAGAAGAGGACUCUGAUUCGGAAGACGAGGAAGAAACUCCGAUCAGUCGAUGGAAAUCAAGGGACCGGAAAAGCUCUGUGGUCAGUGACAAGAGCUCGAUUUCGUUGAAGCGACCCACGAAGUGGAAUGUUAUCAUGGCGGCAUUGAAGGACAUCUUCCGAUUCAAACCCUCCGGGAGACAGGAGCGCAAGGAUAAGGCGACUUAUGGAUCAAGCGUUCGUCCUGGACUUGGACAAUCUUCAAAGCAGAACUCCCACUUUGGAAAUGUUGGGACCACCACAGAAACUACUGCCAGGAGUCUUCAACGAUAUCGCGGCGGUCCGAAUGAGGAUCGAAUUGAGUUCAUGGAACGUCAUGCUGCACUUGCGGCUAAAGGACUAUGUGUCACCUUGGAACAAGUUUCGAUCUUCCUACAUGCCGAUAAUACUGUGACGUCCUUCUUCGAAACAAGCGCAGAUGACAUUGAGUCACCAAUUGUUAGGCGCCUCACGUCACCCGAGACUAUCCUUCGUCAGUCAUGCGACGCCAGUAUGCUUUUGCAGGCCAUUCUCGAUGCCGUGAUUGAUCUUGCGAUUCCAGUCACGAUGGCUUAUCAAGACGCUAUCGGAGACCUCGAAUUGGAGGUCCUAACUGAUCCAGACAUUGAACAGUCGAAGUCUUUAUAUAUCUUGACAUCUGAGAUUGCAGUUCUGCGGAACUCCAUGCAGCCUAUGGUGGCUGUGAUUAAUGCUCUCCGUGAUCACCGGUCUGAACCUGUCGGCAUACCAGGCUUUGGGAUCCUGCGCAAUCCCCUUAGCCCAGGUGCCGCAGAAUCCGUUGAAACCCACCCACAUGUUGGGAUAACACCGAAUCUGAAGAGUAUUGGGGGCACGGGGGUUACUAUCAGCUCUAUGUGUCAUACAUAUUUGGGCGAUGCCCUAGAUCACUGCAUUACCAUUGUUGAAGGGUACGAUCAGAUGCGGCGUAACGCUGAUAACAUGAUUGACCUUAUUUUCAAUACUAUUGGUGCCUACCAGAAUGAAAGUAUGAAGCAGCUUACUCUUGUGACUUGUCUUUAUCUGCCUAUGACAUUCUUGACAGGUUAUUUCGGAAUGAAUUUCACGCAUUUUGGGGCAAUCGAAAACAAUGAAGGAUAUUUCUGGAAGAUUGCAGUACCCUUCGUCUGCGCCACGAUUUUCUUUCUGAUGCGCGACAAAAUCCAGCGCUACGCUGUCAUGCUUGCUCAGCGACGUUUGAUUGUUAGCUCGAGGAAGCAGAGACAAGAGAGGAAGCAUAAAUAG